Messenger RNA from Exophiala oligosperma, 2109 nucleotides. Its product is annotated as eukaryotic translation initiation factor 3 subunit D. The transcript is spliced from 2 exons. Gene Ontology annotation, cellular component: eukaryotic translation initiation factor 3 complex; cytoplasm. The record is from RefSeq and is a predicted model, not a curated record. Bases 61 to 1851 code for a protein of 596 amino acids. Gene Ontology annotation, molecular function: translation initiation factor activity. Lineage: Eukaryota; Fungi; Ascomycota; Eurotiomycetes; Chaetothyriales; Herpotrichiellaceae. Gene Ontology annotation, biological process: translational initiation.
GCAUACUGUACUAGACUUGAUCUUGGACGAUAACUGACAAUAUUCUCCAUCUAUACAAUCAUGCCGGGAAUCAGUCUUGCUGAUGCUAUCAGCAAUCUCAACGUCAACGACGAAUGGGGCCCAGAACUCGGUUCGAGCACCACUCUCGAUGGCGUACCCUAUGCUCCCUACUCGAAAAGCGAUAAGUUAGGUCGUAUGGCCGACUGGACACAGGAAGGCAAAGAGGGACGAGAUCGGUCUGGUAGACAAUAUGGCAGAAAUUUUAGAGAUCAACAAAUUUAUGGCGCAGGCACAUCUUCCCUCUUCGCUGUGCAGGUGGCCGAGGACGAGUCAUCCUUCUCCGUGGUCGACAACACACGAGCGACAAACAAGAGCCGUGGCUUUGGCAGAGGCGGUUUGGCGGUCUUCCGUGGUCGUGGUCAACGAGGAGCCGCCCAACGAGGUGGAAGAGGCACAUUCCAAAGAGUAGGACAAGGCCGGACAGGAGGGCAACAGCAAGGACAAUACUACGACAACAGAGGUGGACGAGGCGGACGUGGCCGCCGCUUCGGCUGGAGAGAUUAUGACAAGCCACAACGAAACCGAGAUGCAUCGGUCAACAUCCGCCCAGACUGGGUGAUGAAGGAAGAGAUCGACUUCAACCGACUUUCCAAACUCAACCUCGAAACCGGCGACGGCGACGAUAUCGAAGGCUACGGUUUCCUGUACUACUACGACCGCUCGUUUGACAAGCCACCUGUGAAGAACACCGAGCGCAAACUCAUGUCCCUCGAUCGUGCUGCCUACAAUGUGACAACCUCCGCAGACCCGGUCAUUCAAGAACUGGCCGAGAAAGACGAAGCCACCAUCUUUGCAACCUCGGACAUCCUGUCCAUGCUCAUGUGUGCCACUCGCUCGGUGUAUUCCUGGGACAUUAUAGUGCUCAAGCACGGCGAUAAGAUCUUCCUCGACAAGCGACCCGACAGCAGCAUCGACCUGGUCACGGUCAACGAGAACGCCGCCGAUGCACCUCUGGAAGCGGAGUCCACGACGGCGCAGACGGGUGUCAAGGCCGACAGCAUCAACACCCCCGGCAACCUCGCCAUGGAAGCCACCAUGAUCAACCACAACUUCGCCUUCCAGACGGUGCUCGAAAACCCAAACAACAAGGUCGAAUUCCCCCACCCCAACCCAUUCUAUAGCUCCAGCGACGAGACCGACCCCUUGGCGUCCAAGGCGUACAAGUACCGCCGGUUCGACCUGUCGCUCGAGCGCGACGAGGAACCCCUCAACCUGAUCGUCCGGACGGAACUCGACGCCGCGACCAAGAACAACAUCUCCGGGGACGACCAGUUCCUCGUCAUCAAGGCGCUCAACGAGUUCGACCACAAGGCCCAGGGCGCCGGCGGCGCGCUCGACUGGCGCACCAAGCUGACGUCGCAGCGCGGCGCCGUCGUGGCGACCGAGAUGAAGAACAACUCGUGCAAGCUCGCGAGGUGGACGACGCAGGCCAUCCUCGCAAAGGCCGACCAGAUGAAGCUCGGCUUCGUGUCGCGCGUCAACCCCAAGUCGGCCGCGAACCACGUCAUCCUGGGCGUCGUGGGCUACAAACCCCGGGAGUUCGCGGGCCAGAUGAACUUGGGUCUGAGCAACGGAUGGGGCAUCGUCCGCACCAUCGUCGACCUCGUCCGGAGCGUGGCCGCCGACGGCGGUGAGGAGAGUGCGGGAGACAAGAAGUACGUGCUCAUCAAGGACCCCAACAAGCCCGUCAUCAGGCUGUACGAGGUCCCCCUCAACACUUUCGACGAAGAUGACGACGUCAUGACCGGUACCGUGGCCACCGAGGGUCCCGACGGCGGUAACGACGAGUAGACUAUCUGCUGGUCGUUGCGUGGGUGCCUGUGUGGCUGGGUCGGUUGGUUUGGUCGGUGGUGCAUUGGGGGGGAGAAGGGCGGGAGUAGUGCAUACGGCGGUGAUUACUUCCUGUUUCUGCCACAUGCGCCGAGAUGUCCUAGAAGAGAUCUCUCGGAAGAGUCAGAACGGAAUAUUUUCUCUCCGAAAUGGGGUUUUUUUGAUGGGCAGGAGAAAAAAAGUUACGAGAACAAGUAGAAACGAGAUAGAAGCCUUUCA